Messenger RNA from Zophobas morio, 444 nucleotides. Its product is annotated as small heat shock protein C2-like. The record is from RefSeq and is a predicted model, not a curated record. Gene Ontology annotation, biological process: protein complex oligomerization; protein folding; response to salt stress. The transcript has a single exon. The coding region runs from base 1 to 444 and encodes 147 amino acids. Lineage: Eukaryota; Metazoa; Arthropoda; Insecta; Coleoptera; Tenebrionidae.
AUGCUUUCUUUAUUUAGGAGAGAUCCUUUCUUUGCCGGUAUUGAGUCGAUGUCUUGUUUGCUGGAACCCCUUCUGGAUCACCCAGCGAGUAAAAGAUUAUUUGCGAGCCCCGUUUGCAACGUAAGAGAAAGUGAUGAGGCUAUAGUAGUAGAAGCGAACCUUCCUGGGGCCCAAAAGGAGGACAUGUCUGUAAAUUUGAGUGAAGGCCUACUGACGGUUUCUGCUGAAAUUAAAAAUAUCAAGGAUAAGGAGGAAGAAGAUCCCAGCGGUGUGGUUUGGCACAGUAAAGAGCGCUACCAUGGUACGUAUAAGCGUUGCUUCUCUGUCCCCAAAGAGACUACGCCUGAGGACGUCAACGCCGACUUUUCGGAAGGGGUUCUCAGGGUUACUGUGAAAAAAAAUAAAGCUUCGAUGGAAGGGGCCAUUAAGAUUCCCAUUCAAUAA